Messenger RNA from Helianthus annuus (common sunflower), 1332 nucleotides. RefSeq names its product zinc finger MYM-type protein 1-like. The record is from RefSeq and is a predicted model, not a curated record. The transcript has a single exon. Lineage: Eukaryota; Viridiplantae; Streptophyta; Magnoliopsida; Asterales; Asteraceae. The coding region runs from base 1 to 1332 and encodes 443 amino acids.
AUGCCUCCAAUUCCUAAAUACAAACACCUAUUCGGACAUCAAAAACGUAAGAAGAGGAAGCUAGAGGAAAAGAAAAGAAAGGCGUACGAAGUAAAACAAAACCGAAUAAACAAGUUUGUUUCAAAAGAAACUCAAAAUUCUAGUUCUAACUUGGGUGACGAUAAUGUGGGUGAAGACAAUGUGAACGUAGAUGAAGAAGCUAAUAUGGGCGAAGUCAAUAUGAACGUAGGUGAAGACAAUGUGAACGUAGGUGAAGAUAAUGUUAAUGCUACCGUAGAUGAAGAAGCUACUAUGUGUGAAGAUGAUGUUAAUUCGGUUCCGGAUAUUGAUAUUUUUGAUCCUAGAAAUUGGGGUGGGCUUAGUAUUGACAUGAUUAAAGAGUGGGUUACGAAAGGUCGAAAAAGAGAUAUGGAUGUUGUUAAGGGCCCCGUGGAUAAAUUUGGAAGACAUUUUUCUAAUACCAUGCACAUUAGAAUUCUAUUAAACGGGGAGACGUGUGAUAGAGAAUGGCUAGUGUAUUCGAAAAAACUAGACAAACUCUAUUGUUUUUGUUGUAAAUUUCUUAGAACGGGGCAUCCGAAAGGUGGGUUGGAUGAUGAAGGUUAUAAGGAUUGGAGACAUGCUAGUGGUAGACUUAAAGAACAUGAAGUUGGUUUAGAACAUUUCAAGAAUAUGAAUGAAUGGUUUGAAUUGCACCAAAGGUUGAAAUGGAAAGAAACAAUUGCCAAAGUGGUAUAUGAGCAAUUUAAAAAAGAAAAAGAUUAUUGGAAACAAGUCAUUUUAUGGAUUGUUGCACUUGUGAAAUUUCUUGCAAAAUAUGGCUUAGUGUUUCGUGGGUCAAAUGAAAAGUUGUAUAAAAAAGGCAAUGAAAACUUUUUGGGUUUGGUUGAUAUGUUGGAAGAGUUUGACCCGAUUAUGAAAGAACAUGUGCGCCGUGUUUUGAAUGAAGAGUGCCAUGUACACUUUCUUGGCCACAAUAUUCAAUACGAGUUGAUACAAUUAUUAAGGGAUAAAGUUAGAACCAAAAUCAUCAAGAAGGUUAAGCAAGCAAAGUAUUACUCCAUCAUCCUCGAUUGCAUGCCUGAUAUAAGUCACCAAGAGCAAAUGUCCAUAAUUGUGAGGUAUGUGAAUUUUAACUCUAUUUCUUUGACCGUUGAGGAAUCGUUUUUAGGUUUUUUGGUUGUUGAUGAUACCACGGGUUUAGGACUUUUAGAAGUAACAUGUAAGGAAUUAGAGUCUCUUGGUCUUGAUAUUGAUGAUAUGCGUGGUCAAGGCUACAAUAAUAGGGCAAACAUGAGAGGAAAAAACAAAGGAGUUCAAACUAGAUUUUAA